Messenger RNA from Perca fluviatilis (European perch), 2112 nucleotides. It is a transcript of the gene acot9.1, whose product is annotated as acyl-CoA thioesterase 9, tandem duplicate 1. Gene Ontology annotation, biological process: acyl-CoA metabolic process. Gene Ontology annotation, cellular component: mitochondrion. The transcript is spliced from 16 exons. NCBI's taxonomy places the organism in Eukaryota, Metazoa, Chordata, Actinopteri, Perciformes, Percidae. The record is from RefSeq and is a predicted model, not a curated record. Bases 175 to 1482 code for a protein of 435 amino acids. Gene Ontology annotation, molecular function: fatty acyl-CoA hydrolase activity.
UCACGCAGUGGGCGUGGCCAAACACCAACACGGAAGCCGUUCCUGUGGUCCUGACUUGCCUGGCACCGCAGUACCCUCAAGAGGAAAAUCUGUGAUAUUUGUCCCUUUCUACCGAGCUCACCGGCUUUAUCUGGAUCCCUUUAACCCUUUAACGGUGACAUCCGGGACACUACAAUGCUCUCACCGAGGUUCCUGCUGCUGAGGUCAGCUGCGUCCUUCACGGCCAGGUCCUUCUGCGCGGCGGGGGGCGUGUCCAAGCCCGGCAGGGCGCCGGACAUGGCAGAAGGAGAUCCACUUUUACACGUGUCUAACGUGCGAAACAGGCUGAGAGAAAUCGUGGGAGCUUCCACUAACUGGAGGGACCACCAGCAGGCCAUGUCGGAGCGCCUGUCGCUGUCGUCCAUGUUGGCGAAGUCUCAGAACGAUCUUCCAGCCAAGACGAUGAAGGACAGCUACCUGGAGGUGCACCUGCCUCUGGGCUCCGAGCCACAGCUCCGAGAGAAAUACCUCACCUUCCACAACACUGUCAGGUUUGGGAGAAUCCUGGAGGACUUGGACAGUUUAGCAGUCCUCAUCUCUUACUCUCACACCUACAAUCCGACACUGAAGAGGUCUCCGCUGUCCAUCGUCACCGCCCUGGUGGAUAAGAUCGACAUGAGGCAGCACGUCAUCUAUCCUGACUGCGACAUCAAGUUCACCGGUCAUGUGACGUGGGUGGGAAAGACUUCUAUUGAAGCCAAGAUGCACAUGUCACAGUACGUUAACGGAGCGUAUACCCCGGUCCUGGAUGCUACGUUUGUCAUGGUGGCCCGGGAUCCAGAAAACAAGAGGGCAGCUUUUGUAAAUCCACUGAAGCCUGAAGGUCCAGAGGAGGAGAGACUUUUCCAGGAAGGAGAAGCCAAUAAAUCCCGCCGCGUGGCUCUGAGCACCGCGUCGCUGCUGAAGGUGGCGCCCACAGACGAGGAGAGGAAGAUCGUACACAGUCUGUUCCUCAACACGCUGGACACAAAGACGGUUAGUUUCCGGAGCAGAAUUCUGCCUCCAAACUCAGUGUGGAUGGAAGACGCCAAAGUGAAAGGACUGGAGAUCUGCCACCCUCAGGAGAGGAACAUCUUCAACAGGAUAUUUGGAGGUUUUCUGAUGAGGAAAGCCUACGAGUUGGGCUGGGCCAACGCCUGCUCCUUCGGAGGAUGUCGACCCAGUCUGGUGGCUGUUGACGAUAUCCUCUUCCAGAAACCCGUGGACAUCGGCUCGCUGCUGCUGCUCUCAUCACAGGUGUGUUACACACAGGGGAAUCACAUCCAGGUCAGAGUUCACAGCGAGGUGUUUGACCCUCUGACCCGCCAGCACAACACCACCAACGUCUUCCACUUCACCUUCUUUUCUGACCGCGACGUCCCCAACAUCAUCCCAAUGACAUACGGAGAGUCGAUGCUUUACCUGGACGGGAAGAGACACUUCAAUCAGACUGUGGAGCCCUGAACGCAACAUGUCUGCUGCCUGCCAAAACCUCUGUGUGUGUGUGUGUGUGUGUGUGUGUGUGUGUGUGUGUGUGUGUGUGUGUGUGUGUGUGUGUGUGUGUGUGUGUGUGUGUGCGUGCUUGUGCGCGUGUGUGUGUGUGUGCGUGUGCGUGCAUGUGUGUGUGUCGGAGGUCAAUUGAGAAGAAUAAAUGCACUUCAUACAGUAUACAUCCUUUUUACAUCACGCCUUGUUAAACCUUACAGACCCCACAUGGUAACCAUGUUUGAUUCUUGUUACUUUAUGUGUUCCGGUAUCGUUUACUGUAUAUUUUAUUUCCUCUUUGUUUCACAGUUGUAACCAAGGUUACAACAACCAGGCGGCUCGUUUGACAGCCAGUCAGCGUUUACAACUUCUCAACAUUUAAACGUUUUCCUGGCCUUGUCAUAACCUCAUUUAUUCCUGAUUGCUUUACGGUUUUUAUAUUCCACUGUCGCUUAUACGCACACAACUUUUCUUUACUUUUAUUUUAUAAUGAAUGGCAAGCUUUAUUCUGAAUGUGUCAGGCUGCUGCGAGAUGGAGGAGGGAGCAUUUUUCUGGCCUUACGUCAUGUAUUUACUCAAAUGCAAUAAAUGAAUUCUUAUUUAUGCUGA